UACGGAAAAGUAGGCCUAAAAUGUUAUAGUGUCUAAAAACAAUAUUCAGUUAAUGGAAUUACACUUUUUUCCAUUACUGCUUGCUUGAUAUUGCCCUAACAACUUUUUCAUGAAUCAAUUUUGAGCAUUAUGUUUACAACGUAGUUAUUAUAGCACGAAUUAUGAGUCUAAAAUGCCAAAUACUUGCAACUAUUAUGUUAAUCACUGAAAUCUUAGUGUACUAAUUGCUCGCUAUAAGCUAGGUUAUUGCGCCCCUAAACCAACGUACUGACAACGCUACCUCCCCGUAACUCAAACUUUAACGAAGCUAUGCACGUUUGGCUUGUAAAUGUUCGAUCCAUUUACUACGUGUAACUCUAAGGAUCACCAGGAAGACGAAAUGGUAAAACGAAACGCACCAGUAACGACUAUUACAAGGAGUUCGAAGAGACUUAAGGUUACUCAAGAAAGUGUGGUGCACGACCAUAAUCCCGGUGACACCAAGAUUCAUCUGCCACAAGACGAGGAGGACAAGAUCUUAGCAAAAAAAUCUGACGGAAAAUUACUGAUGAUUAAAGAGGAGGCUAGCCCUGGGAAACAAGAAGCUCCAUCAGAAAAUGUCCAUUCCGACAUUGAGGAUGAGUCUGAAGAUGUAUCUGCGUAUGAAAAGAAAAGACUUCAGAAUAUUCAAGACAACAAAACGUUUCUGUUAGAACUUGGAAUUUUUCAGGCAAAAGAAGAGCUUCAAACCUUGUCCACCAAGAAAAAGAAAUCAACCGGAAUAUUUACAAAGAAAAAGAAACCAGAAUUAAUACCAUGUCGUGUCAGUCUGCGGAUAGCAAACAAAGCCCCUGAAGGCAUCCAGCUACCCUCUAAACCAGAACCUACUUAUGGAAAUUACCAUUUUCAGCCACGGAAGCCGUCGGGACUGAUAACCAUGUCAGAUGCCCUGAAGUUUGAUUCAGAGGACAAUGGCGCCGCCUAUCUCUCACACAUGCAGACAAUUGCACGAUCAGACAGCUCGGCAAAAAGUAUAUCCACCUCAACGAGUUAUGACAGCAUUGUUAAGUCCAUGAAGAAGAUGAAGAUCAAUGAGAAACAAGUGACCAAGGUCGUCUCCUCGAGGAUCUUCUCAGUUGCCAUCCAUCCCAGUCAGACCAAGGUUCUCGCUGUGGCAGGUGAUAAGGGGGGCCAGAUUGGAUUCUGGGAUGUGGAAUCGACGGAUGAGAAAAACAAUGGUGUUUGUAUUUAUGAGCCCCACAGUCGUCCCGUUACCUGUCUCAAAUUUGGCAUCAAUGAUCCACAGAGGGUGUUCUCAAGUAGCUACGACGGCACAGUCAGAUGUUGUCAUAUUGAAAAUGGAGUCUUUAAUGAGGUGUUUCGCACAUCAGAUGAAUACGAGGAGCGCUGUUUGGCAUUUGAUUUUGUUGAUCGCCACUCUUUGGCUGUUGGCAUUGAGGAUGGUAGUCUAGUGAUUCAGGACACAAGGACACUGCCAGGAGCAAGCAUAUCCUAUGACGUACAAGACUCACCUAUAAAGUGUGUCAGUGUCCACCCAAUGAAGAGUUGUUAUAUCUGCACAUCUUCAAGGAAUGGUAACGCGUACUUAUGGGACACGAGAAACAUCAAAAACAAGAAUCCAAAGCCACUGUUGACGUUCCCAUGUGGCAGGGCAGUGUCCUCAGCGCAUUUCUCGCCAGUGACUGGCCAAUCUCUUCUCAUAACCUCAUUGGAUGAUAGAUUGAGAGUCGCUGAUACAAGUAAUAUGGAGGAAGUCAAGUUGCGGGGUUCAAUCAGACAUGAUAACCAUACUGGUCGCUGGCUGACACCUUUCCGAGCUGAAUGGCAUCCAAUGAGGGAUGAUCUGUUUGUGGUUGGCAGCAUGGCCAGGCCAAGACAGAUUGACAUCUACAACGACAAAUGUGAGGUUGUGAAAACAUUCCAGGAUCCAGAAAACUUGGCAUCUGUUUCUUCGAUCAACGCUCUCCAUCCUAGUCGGAAUAUUCUCGUUGGAGGGAACGCAAGCGGGAAACUCUUUGUCUUCAUGUGAAGAAAAAUGCCAAUGUGAGAUAGCCUCUUUAGCUGGUCUGCUGUGGAAGCUAUUUUACCACGGCAGGUUUGCGGUGUAUUUGAUUUCCGGUUCCAAGCAAGAGACUGACAUGGAAUUUGUGUGCAUAGUGCAAUAUCAUCUACAGGGGUGAAGCUGCUACAAGCACUGAUAGUAAUAGUGGAGUCACAUCUUUAGUUGACCAUGCAAGGCAAGGAUGAUUGAGCCAUAGGUUUUCUCUGUGUCAGUCAUUGUUGAUUGACAGAAAGACAAAGGUUUGCGUACAUUUAGUUUUCUCGGCCUGUUGGUCUUUCGUUCAUGAGGCAAUGGUUUAAUUUGAAUUAUGAUUAAUGUCUCAGGGUAUUGUGACUGAUCAUUGCUGUUAAUAGAAUCAGAAUAUUCUGACUGAUCACAUCCAGAUGACUGAUCACAUCUAGAAGACUGAUCACAUCUAGAAGACUGAUCACAUCUAGAAGACUGAUCACAUCUAGAAGACUGAUCACAUCUAGAAGACUGAUCACAUCUAGAAGACUGAUCACAUCUAGAAGACUGAUCACAUCUAGAAGACUGAUCACAUCUAGAAGACUGAUCACAUCUAGAAGACUGAUCACAUCUAGAAGACUGAUCACAUCUAGAAGACUGAUCACAUCUAGAAGACUGAUCACAUCUAGAUGACUGAUCACAUCUAGAUGACUGAUCACAUCUAGAUGACUGAUCACAUCUAGAAGACUGAUCACAUCUAGAAGACUGAUCACAUCUAGAAGACUGAUCACAUCUAGAAGACUGCAGCAGUUUGGUACAGUUUGUCUUUAAUGCCAUGUUGCUCGGACAGCUCAUCAGUCUCUUCCUCUUAUCUAAUCAUGGUUGGUUAUCCCCUCAAACAUUGCAUUUCGUUGUCUACAUCAUAGUAAUGACACUUGGGAAGGAUAUGAGGCAGCCAAGCCGACAGUAUCUGUAGAUGUAAAAGUCAGUCAUUGCAUAAUUGAGAAUUCAUGUAGCUUUUGUAUUCCAUUAAACAGAA
Messenger RNA from Lineus longissimus, 3047 nucleotides. RefSeq names its product WD repeat-containing protein 76-like. The transcript is spliced from 14 exons. Gene Ontology annotation, molecular function: protein binding; DNA binding. Gene Ontology annotation, cellular component: nucleus. Bases 329 to 2029 code for a protein of 566 amino acids. The record is from RefSeq and is a predicted model, not a curated record. Gene Ontology annotation, biological process: regulation of DNA damage checkpoint. NCBI's taxonomy places the organism in Eukaryota, Metazoa, Nemertea, Pilidiophora, Heteronemertea, Lineidae.